Cylicocyclus nassatus is the source of this 945-nucleotide messenger RNA. The record is from the annotation of a GenBank genome assembly. NCBI's taxonomy places the organism in Eukaryota, Metazoa, Nematoda, Chromadorea, Rhabditida, Strongylidae.
AUGGAUCUCCCGACAGAAAUAAUAGUAGAGAUACUCAAAAAUGUUGCAUAUUCUGAUAUAAAAACCUGCCAGUACGUUAAUAGAUAUCUCAAUCGCCUUAUCAGUGAAAAUUCAAAGUAUUUACCAAGAAGAAGGGUUGCAGUGAGGAUCUUUCAGAAAAGUGGUGUCACCUUUGUAUCCAAUACAACUCGACACUUUAAGGAAGAGGAAUUUAUUCACUUCAAAGCCAAGGACUGGAGCAGAGUGGCUGUGGAUAGUUUGGUGCUGGAGAAUAUUGGAAUGGAAAGUUGUGAGACGCAGUGGGUACUGCAAAAGCUUCUCACUUGUCUGAAGAUGUCAAGGCAGUUGCGAAUUAGAUUUCUAAAACUGGACUGUGUAGAGAUUAGCGACAGCAGCCACCAACAACUGUCUGAAUUUUUCCGAUUCGUGCUGCCCUACUGUGAGGAGAUCCAGAUGGUUCGCUGCGUACUGCCAACAGCCCCAACGCCCGCUCAGAUAACUAGUUGUAAAGCAUUGAACCACUACCGAUUGCUCGACAGUAGAAGCGCUCCAAUGAAUGGAACAAAUGACGCUGUGUUGGAAAUAUACACUCAUGAUGUUUGUAGCAACUCCGGCAAGAAGUCGUUUCAUGCUGAGAUGAGCUGUGCGACACCUUCAAAAGUUUGCGAUUUCAUACAGGCAUGGACAUCAUCCGCUGCUGUUCCCUAUUUCAACAUCACUCUUAGCGAAUGUGAUGAAGCUUGGCGUUCAUCGUUCAGCGAGGAAUGUCGUCGGAGAAACAUUUCCAAUGCAUGCAUGGAAUUUGCUUCUACCGUUCUCAAAACAGCUCAUGUGAAGGUUGUUUUUGUGAAUGAUGCGCAGCUCUGUCGUAUGUGGCCAGUUUUCGAUGUGCCAGCUCGAAAUGGACCAGAAAUUUGUUACAAUCGGUAUUAUAGGGAUUUUUAG